AUGGACAUUAAGAAGCAAUUGCAAAGUGCGAUUAAGUCGCCAAACGCGGUACAAGGCACCUCUACAACAUGCACUUUUGUUACAGUCCUGGGCUCGAACCGCUGCAACCUUUUAUGUCAUUUCGCAAAGAACAAAAAGCAAAAAGUUCACUCUGAACUCGCCUUCCAAUUCAGUUCUUUCCCGGCCAAGGCGGCGCACUUGGAAAGUUUUCAGUGUCUGAAAACCUCUAUUUCCGGGGCUGAGCCGGACGGCGUCUUCCGGCACAAGACGCACGGCGACUUCUCCCCAUGCCUCCACAGCGCCUCCAGGACAGCUCUGCUUGGCAAAGUCAAACUUUCCGCGCCAUGCCUCGACGGCAAGACCCAAUGUCGAAGGCGUACACUGUCACUGGGUCAGGGAGCCGAGAGGAGGGAGGGUGGGAACCGGGGCGCCCAGCCCCAGCACACUGGAUGCGGAAGCCGGGAGGAGGACCGUAGCCUCCCCGCAGGACGCUGCCCCAAGGCUACACCAAACGCUACAGACACAUGCGGACUCGCGCAUGCGCGGCGCAACCUCAGCCAGCGGCCUGGGCCGGGGAGCAGCCCCAGAACCGAGCGCCCGGCCCCCGCUCGCAGGCUUGCGCAUGCGCGGCGACGCCUAGGCCCGUGGCUCGGGCGCAGCUCUCGGCCCCUGGGCCCCUCGGCGGUCACAGCUGUCAGGAGCUCAGGCAGCGGGGGCGGGGAGAGGUGGCCCGCCGCGGGGGUACCUGACAGCGGCCCGCUUCACUUCUGCGCCCCGCCUCGGCCUCCCACACCACCCCUCCACCCUUCUUACCUCGGCGCAGGCCCGAGCCGCGUCCGCUCCGCCUUCCGGGUAGCGGUUACUGCUCGGUCGGGGGCCCGGCACCGCGGCGAGUUGGCGCCUCCCCCUGAAGCGGCCCGGCCUCGGCGGGAUGCGCUCCGGUGCCCGGCCGGGAGGGGAAGGAAGGGGAGCGCGGACGAGGGGAGGGGACUGGCGACAGCGCCUCGCCCCUCCUCUCCUUCCUCGGCUGCCCCCUGCCGCCCCCGCCCCUUUCCCGCAGACGCCCCCUCCCCGCGGAGCGGACCCCUAGGACUGACCCCGCGGCCCCCGCCGGGCCCGCCCCGGCCUGGGAAGUCCCCGGUCCCCCAAAUGUUGGGAAUUUGAAGCUGCCUGACCUGCAAGGAAGAGUGUGACUGCCUUUAUUGCAGCUGCUACAGUCCACAGACAUGUCUAUUAUCAGAGCACAGCCUACUGUGUCUCAGGAGGAGGCUUGCAAGAAAAUGGAAUUACAGAUAAGGCAACUUGGGCUCCAAGAAAUUAAGUCUUUUCCAUCAGCAACCAUGGCAAGAGCUGCCUGCCUUAUACACUUCGUCUUUUGCACAUUAUGGACGGAUGAAGUUCAUGCAUUCCUUAUGCUGAGCUUCAGCUGAAUCUCGAC
Microcebus murinus (gray mouse lemur) is the source of this 1438-nucleotide messenger RNA. NCBI's taxonomy places the organism in Eukaryota, Metazoa, Chordata, Mammalia, Primates, Cheirogaleidae. The record is from RefSeq and is a predicted model, not a curated record.